UGGAGUAGAAUAUGAAAAUAAUUGUUUCGAAGGUGAUUGUAUUCUCGAAGGUAAUUCCUGCGACGUUGAAGGCGACAAGUACCUUAAAAAUACAUACCGAGGAGUUAUUCGAGGGAGGGGAAUUAAUCGAGAAAAUACGGUAUACAGCUAAGAAAUACAUAUAAAAUACAUAUACAACUAAAACAGAAAGAAUAAUCUAAAAAUUUGUUCCAUACAAUUGAGAUAAAGC
Molecule: messenger RNA, 229 nt
Organism: Meloidogyne enterolobii
Lineage: Eukaryota; Metazoa; Nematoda; Chromadorea; Rhabditida; Meloidogynidae
Source: the annotation of a GenBank genome assembly